Molecule: messenger RNA, 555 nt
Organism: Pan troglodytes (chimpanzee)
Lineage: Eukaryota; Metazoa; Chordata; Mammalia; Primates; Hominidae
Product: peptidyl-prolyl cis-trans isomerase A
Exons: 1
Coding region: 1-498 (165 amino acids)
Biological process (GO): protein peptidyl-prolyl isomerization; protein folding
Cellular component (GO): cytoplasm
Molecular function (GO): peptidyl-prolyl cis-trans isomerase activity; cyclosporin A binding
Source: RefSeq, a predicted model, not a curated record
AUGGUCAACCCCACUGUGUUCUUCGACAUCAGUGUCAGUGGCAAGCCCUUGGGCCAUGUCUCCUUCAGGAUAUUUGCAGACAAGCUUUCAAAGACAGCACAAAACUUUCGUGCUCUGAGCACUGGAGAGAAAAGACUUGAUUAUAAGGGUUCCCGCUUUCACAGAAUUAUUCCAGGGUUUAUGUGUCAGGGUGGUGACUUCACGUACAAUAAUGGCACUGGUGGCAAGUCCCUCUAUGGGGAGAAAUUUGAUGAUGAGAACUUCAUCCUGAAGCAUAUACGUCCUGGCAUCUUGUCCAUGGCAAAAGCUGGACCCAACACGAAUGGCUCCCAGUUUUUCAUCUGCACUGCCAAGACUGAGUGGUUGAUUGGCAAGCAUGUGGUCUUUGGCAAGGUGAAAGAGGGCAUGAAUAUUGUGGAGGCCAUGGAGCCCUUUGGGUCCAGGAAUGGCAAGACCAGCAAGAAGAUCACCAUUGCUGAUUGUGGACAACUCUGCUAAGUUUGACCUGUGUUUUACCUUAACCACCAGACCAUUCUUUCUGUAGGUCAGGAGAGU